Oreochromis niloticus (Nile tilapia) is the source of this 962-nucleotide messenger RNA. RefSeq lists its product as uncharacterized. The coding region runs from base 155 to 898 and encodes 247 amino acids. Gene Ontology annotation, cellular component: membrane. The transcript has 4 exons. Lineage: Eukaryota; Metazoa; Chordata; Actinopteri; Cichliformes; Cichlidae. The record is from RefSeq and is a predicted model, not a curated record.
UAAAACUAGCACAGCUCACAGAUAGUUCACUUUUGCACUGUUGGUCUGUGUAGAAGAAGAACGCAGCUGUGAGAAGGGGCUGACCCUGUUCUGCUGUCAGUGGUAUAAAGCACUUCCACAUUGUUGCAUUUCAGAGAAACCUCGAGACUCUAGAAUGAUUUUCUUUGUGAUUCUUGUGUUGCUGUCCUGCACUGAGGCUGAAGGUCUCCAACAUGUAUUUGUGCUGCAUGGAAAGGACUUACACCUGGAUACAGAGAAACUUGUUAAACUUGACAAAAAGACAGAUUUGUUCUGGAAAAGUAAUUCCAGUAACAAUAUAGCUAAAUGUGUUCUUAAUAGAGAUCCAGUAGUGUUUAUAGAAUAUGCAGGAAGGGCUGAGUUGUUUGGACCAAAUUGCUCUUUGAAAUUAAAGAAAGUACAACACAGUGACAGUGGAGAUUAUAAAGCAGUUGUGGUUGGGGGACGAGACCAGACUGUGGCUGGAUACAAGGUCAUAGUUCAAGAUCCAGUGACUCCUGCCAAGCUGACAGUGGAGUCUGUGUCCAAGAGCUCAGACUCCUGUAACCUGACUGUGACCUGCAGCACAGUGGACUUUAACAUCAGCAGUAGUUUUAGAUGUGAUGGUAAAAUCUGCUCUCAUGCAGGAGAAAAGGAAUUGAAGGCCACAACAAAAUUUUCCUCUUUAAGUGUUUACCUGCAGCAAGACACCAUUUUCUGUAAUCACAGCAACCAAGUGAGCUGGAAUCAAACCAUGAAGGUGCUCAAAUCUUACUGUGAAACAGAGACAGGUAUCUCCAUCUGUGUGGUGAAGACAGUCGUGUUCUCUGUUGGUCUGAUCAUCAUGGUGAUUGCUGUCAUCAGUGUCCACAUUAUGGAGAAGAUUAAGAAGCGAAAAUAAAGAAGAGGCUUUCCACUUACACAUAUAGCUAAUACACUUUUAGAAAAUGUUGAAGUUAUAGAUA